AGCGCAUCCUUGGCCCACGUCAAAUUUUUAAUCUAAAUCAUCAUUGAUAACACAUGAAUAAACAAAUAGCGGAAAAUGGAUAAUAAACCGUCGCUAAGCCAAUAUUUCGGCGGUGCGGAAGUGCCGCCCGCUUCCCAGUUUUUCGACGAAAUUGGCACAUCGCCGUCUGAUAUGAUACAGAGCAUAUAUUUAGGCGAUAACGAAGGCAGUCAAACAACAAACGCGAGUCUAUUUCCUCAAAAUAUGACUGCUUCUUUCACACAACAUCGCGCUGCUGAAGAAGUGACGUUUGCGAACGUUGUUCCCACUGUGAGUGGUUCUGCUGCAUUGCCAGCCACAAGUCUGCCGGAUCCUUCCACAUUUUUUGAUACCAUAGGCCCAGAACCUCAGAUAGUGCCUGUGAAGAGUGCCAUAGCCAGCCCUGCGUUGCUUACUGAUGCUAUGGACGGGCUCAGUAUUAAGAACCAACCAGUUGAUAAAGAGGCAGAUAGAAGGAGAGACGCAUGGAUACCAAACGAGGAAGCCAAGAAAACUUUAAUGAAGGCUCAAUCAUCCCCGAAGGGCUCCUUCUUUCCAGAAAGAGAAGUGCUUACAAUGCCUGGUUUAGUCCUGGAAGAAGAACUGGCUGACGCCCUCCAAGAAGUAGCAGUGAAGUACCUCGGGGUGAGCUGCGCGGGCAGCCGCGGGGUGGUGCGCGCCGAGCACGUGAGCCGCGACGAGGCGGGGCUGCGCGAGCUGCUGCGCACUGGCUACCUGCGCGCCGCUGUCAAUCUCACCGCUGUGCUCAUCAGCGCGGCUGGACAAGGCGUGGGUCGCCUCCACCGCCCGAGCAAGCACACGCCGCGUUCGCUGCAGUUGUGGCUCACACGAUUCGCUCUCAUGCUGAGGAUCAAACUGCACGAGCCACUGGCCAGAGAAGCGGAGCCGUUCGGAGACUGCUGCAAGCCGGACAUGUUCUACCAGUUCUACCCGGAGAUAUACGAGAAUAGGACCGGCUCUCUGGUGCCUUUCUCGCUGAGACUGCUGCUCGCCGAACUGCCGGGCCACCUCGGCAAGCCUGAAGAGGCUGUGGGACGACUUUACGCCAUGCUGGACGUCAUACAAACGAUGCUGUCGAACCUUCGAGAAGGCAAGACAGAAGUCGGGACGGGCACGAUCUCCUCGGAGCAGGACAAGACGGAGUCCAUAAGGCUCUGGACUGGGCGAGAGACGAGGGUGCUGCAUUCAAUCGCCAACUGUGCUAUGGCUAUGAAGGAGUACCGUCACGUGAGCAAGGUGCUGUCGUGGCUGCAGACGGCGGCGCCGAGCGCCGCCGCGCACGCCUUCCAGCGCGCCAGGGAACACCGACAUCUCAUGUUAGUCUCUACUCUCUACUCACACUCACGCGAGCAAGGUGUUGUGGUGGCUGCACACGGCGGCGCGGCGCGCGUGCUGGAGCGCGCUGAGCCGCGCGUGGCUGUGCGCCGGACACACGCGCGCCGCCGCGCACGCCUUCCAGCGCGCCAGGGAACACCGACAUCUCAUGUUAGUCUCUACUCUCUACUCACACUCACGCGAGCAAGGUGUUGUGGUGGCUGCACACGGCGGCGCGGCGCGCGUGCUGGAGCGCGCUGAGCCGCGCGUGGCUGUGCGCCGGACACACGCGCGCCGCCGCGCACGCCUUCCAGCGCGCCAGGGAACACCGACAUCUCAUGUUAGUCUCUACUCUCUACUCACACUCACGCGAGCAAGGUGUUGUGGUGGCUGCACACGGCGGCGCGGCGCGCGUGCUGGAGCGCGCUGAGCCGCGCGUGGCUGUGCGCCGGACACACGCGCGCCGCCGCGCACGCCUUCCAGCGCGCCAGGGAACACCGACAUCUCAUGUUAGUCUCUACUCUCUACUCACACUCACGCGAGCAAGGUGUUGUGGUGGCUGCACACGGCGGCGCGGCGCGCGUGCUGGAGCGCGCUGAGCCGCGCGUGGCUGUGCGCCGGACACACGCGCGCCGCCGCGCACGCCUUCCAGCGCGCCAGGGAACACCGACAUCUCAUGUUAGUCUCUACUCUCUACUCACACUCACGCGAGCAAGGUGUUGUGGUGGCUGCACACGGCGGCGCGGCGCGCGUGCUGGAGCGCGCUGAGCCGCGCGUGGCUGUGCGCCGGACACACGCGCGCCGCCGCGCACGCCUUCCAGCGCGCCAGGGAACACCGACAUCUCAUGUUAGUCUCUACUCUCUACUCACACUCACGCGAGCAAGGUGUUGUGGUGGCUGCACACGGCGGCGCGGCGCGCGUGCUGGAGCGCGCUGAGCCGCGCGUGGCUGUGCGCCGGACACACGCGCGCCGCCGCGCACGCCUUCCAGCGCGCCAGGGAACACCGACAUCUCAUGUUAGUCUCUACUCUCUACUCACACUCACGCGAGCAAGGUGUUGUGGUGGCUGCACACGGCGGCGCGGCGCGCGUGCUGGAGCGCGCUGAGCCGCGCGUGGCUGUGCGCCGGACACACGCGCGCCGCCGCGCACGCCUUCCAGCGCGCCAGGGAACACCGACAUCUCAUGUUAGUCUCUACUCUCUACUCACACUCACGCGAGCAAGGUGUUGUGGUGGCUGCACACGGCGGCGCGGCGCGCGUGCUGGAGCGCGCUGAGCCGCGCGUGGCUGUGCGCCGGACACACGCGCGCCGCCGCGCACGCCUUCCAGCGCGCCAGGGAACACCGACAUCUCAUGUUAGUCUCUACUCUCUACUCACACUCACGCGAGCAAGGUGUUGUGGUGGCUGCACACGGCGGCGCGGCGCGCGUGCUGGAGCGCGCUGAGCCGCGCGUGGCUGUGCGCCGGACACACGCGCGCCGCCGCGCACGCCUUCCAGCGCGCCAGGGAACACCGACAUCUCAUGUUAGUCUCUACUCUCUACUCACACUCACGCGAGCAAGGUGUUGUGGUGGCUGCACACGGCGGCGCGGCGCGCGUGCUGGAGCGCGCUGAGCCGCGCGUGGCUGUGCGCCGGACACACGCGCGCCGCCGCGCACGCCUUCCAGCGCGCCAGGGAACACCGACAUCUCAUGUUAGUCUCUACUCUCUACUCACACUCACGCGAGCAAGGUGUUGUGGUGGCUGCACACGGCGGCGCGGCGCGCGUGCUGGAGCGCGCUGAGCCGCGCGUGGCUGUGCGCCGGACACACGCGCGCCGCCGCGCACGCCUUCCAGCGCGCCAGGGAACACCGACAUCUCAUGUUAGUCUCUACUCUCUACUCACACUCACGCGAGCAAGGUGUUGUGGUGGCUGCACACGGCGGCGCGGCGCGCGUGCUGGAGCGCGCUGAGCCGCGCGUGGCUGUGCGCCGGACACACGCGCGCCGCCGCGCACGCCUUCCAGCGCGCCAGGGAACACCGACAUCUCAUGUUAGUCUCUACUCUCUACUCACACUCACGCGAGCAAGGUGUUGUGGUGGCUGCACACGGCGGCGCGGCGCGCGUGCUGGAGCGCGCUGAGCCGCGCGUGGCUGUGCGCCGGACACACGCGCGCCGCCGCGCACGCCUUCCAGCGCGCCAGGGAACACCGACAUCUCAUGUUAGUCUCUACUCUCUACUCACACUCACGCGAGCAAGGUGUUGUGGUGGCUGCACACGGCGGCGCGGCGCGCGUGCUGGAGCGCGCUGAGCCGCGCGUGGCUGUGCGCCGGACACACGCGCGCCGCCGCGCACGCCUUCCAGCGCGCCAGGGAACACCGACAUCUCAUGUUAGUCUCUACUCUCUACUCACACUCACGCGAGCAAGGUGUUGUGGUGGCUGCACACGGCGGCGCGGCGCGCGUGCUGGAGCGCGCUGAGCCGCGCGUGGCUGUGCGCCGGACACACGCGCGCCGCCGCGCACGCCUUCCAGCGCGCCAGGGAACACCGACAUCUCAUGUUAGUCUCUACUCUCUACUCACACUCACGCGAGCAAGGUGUUGUGGUGGCUGCACACGGCGGCGCGGCGCGCGUGCUGGAGCGCGCUGAGCCGCGCGUGGCUGUGCGCCGGACACACGCGCGCCGCCGCGCAC
This is a messenger RNA of Manduca sexta (tobacco hornworm), 4024 nucleotides long. RefSeq names its product trafficking protein particle complex subunit 12. The record is from RefSeq and is a predicted model, not a curated record. Gene Ontology annotation, molecular function: protein binding. Gene Ontology annotation, cellular component: TRAPP complex; Golgi apparatus. The transcript is spliced from 10 exons. The coding region runs from base 76 to 1614 and encodes 512 amino acids. Lineage: Eukaryota; Metazoa; Arthropoda; Insecta; Lepidoptera; Sphingidae.